Molecule: messenger RNA, 2034 nt
Organism: Bombina bombina (fire-bellied toad)
Lineage: Eukaryota; Metazoa; Chordata; Amphibia; Anura; Bombinatoridae
Product: thymic stromal cotransporter homolog
Exons: 4
Coding region: 211-1563 (450 amino acids)
Biological process (GO): transmembrane transport
Cellular component (GO): membrane
Molecular function (GO): transmembrane transporter activity
Source: RefSeq, a predicted model, not a curated record
UAAUUGCACGCUGACCCUUUCCAAAUGAGUUUAUAACUGAUGAAUCCAGAUGAUCUCAUAAGAAAACAAAUGAAAACAAGAAUGUGAGGAAGAAAUAGGACUAUCAAUAUCUUCUUUUUUUUAUUAGUGGUGAGUUGUUUUAUACAAUGAAAAUUAGUAUCUAGAUCAAAACUGAUUUUCUUUUUGCACAUAUAAAAUAAUAAAAAAAAAAUGUGGAUGAUGAGGAGUUGGAUAGAGCCAGUGGUGGCUGGAGCCCAGAUUGCUAGCUCAUUCUAUGAUACAGGACUGCUUUUUGUUGUCAAGAACCGCUACAACAACACUAACCAAUCAUCUAACAGCUCUAGUGAUGCCCUUCAGAGAGCCAUCUCAAACUUCUAUAUAUACUAUAACCUGAUACUGGGGCUGACCCCGUUGCUAUCUGCCUACAUUCUGGCAAAAAUUGGUGAUAAAUACAACAGGAAGGUGACUAUAUGUGUUCCUCUAGCAGGAUACCUCUUAUCCAGACUGCUUCUUCUCUUUGUGAUUCUCCUGGACUGGCCCAUAGAGGUGAUGUAUGGUUCUGCUGCUUUGAAUGGUAUAACAGGCUGGUUUACAGCUUACUGGGCUGGUAUCAUGGCAUUAGCAUCACUGGGAUCUUCUGAAUACAAACGGUCUCUUAGACUUGUUAUUAUUGAAAUGGUGUAUGGGCUGGCGGGAUUUGUUGGCAGCUUAGCAUCUGGACAUAUCUUUAUUCGUUUUAACGUUACAAAUCACGAGGGAACUGUCCUUGUUUCUUGCAGCAUUGCCCUUUAUGCCAUUUGCCUCUUCUACAGUGUUUUUGUUUUGCAAAUUCCACAUGCUGCAGUAGCAGAUCAGGAUACAACCGCUAGUGUAAGGCAAGAGGGUACUUCCAGCACUGGACCCACAGAGCGAUCAAGACUUCUGGGUAAUGUAUCUGAUGAACGACUGACGACGGACUCAAGCAUCAUAACUCAGCUCCCAUCCAAGGUCAUCAUUGCUCUUCUCUUUACCAGUGCCAUCCUUUACAAUGUCGCUAUUGAUGGCUCAGUGGAUGUGCUUAACCUUUUUUUACUUAGAGAACCCCUAAGUUGGGGUCCAGUGGAGAUUGGUUAUGGCAGUGCUGCUGGCUAUCUAAUAUUCCUCACCAGCUUCCUUGGGGUAUAUUUCUUCUCUAAGUGCCUUCCAGAUUUAGUGAUGAUUAUUAUUGGCAUUGUGUCUUUUUGCGUUGGCAUAUUUACCAUGGCCUUUGUGAGAUGGACCUUCAUGUUUUACAUAGCUCGGGCUUUGAUGAUGUUUGCUCUGAUACCUCUACCAACCAUCCGUUCCUUGUUAUCAAAACAUGUGCAAGGGUCUUCAUAUGGUAAAAUCUUUGUUAUACUACAGCUGUGUUUAGCAGUCUCUGCAGUGAUCACAUCAAUUGCAUUUAACAAGAUUUAUCAAGCUACAUUAGACAUGUUCAGUGGAUUCUGCUUUAUACUGUCUGGCAUAAUUACUAUACUGAGCCUUGUCCCUGUCAGCAUUCUGACAUAUCUGCAUCUAUCAAGACGUCAGCGCACCAUCUAACGAAGAAUUUGUGGGAGAGUCUUAAACUUUUUUCUAUUAUUUUUUUAAGCUUUAAAUUAGAUAAUUUUGUGUAUGUAUUUUUUAUAUAUCUUAUACAUUUGUUUGUAAUGUCUUUAGCUGUUUGUGUCCUUUAACAAUUUGUUACAAAAGCAGUUAAUAGCAUGUAAAUAUGUUUAUUUUAUUCUAUCUUACACAUAAAUUUAGGGUUUCUAUGCUUCAAAUCAGAAUUCUAACUACUAUGUAUGUUUUGGAAUUAAUUCUAUUGCAGUCCAUGAGGAGGGAGAGAAAGUAAAAGAGAGAGAGAGAGAUAGAGACCUAAAGGCCUAUUUAUCAAAUGUCUGUCGGACCUGAUCCGACAGUGCGGAUCAGGUCCAACAGACAUCGCUGAAUGCGGAGAGCAAUAUGUUCUCCGUAUUCAGCAUUGCACCGGCAGCUCACAAGAGCUGCUGGUGCAACGCCAACCCCUGCAGA